Penicillium egyptiacum is the source of this 786-nucleotide messenger RNA. Lineage: Eukaryota; Fungi; Ascomycota; Eurotiomycetes; Eurotiales; Aspergillaceae. The record is from the annotation of a GenBank genome assembly.
AUGCGCCAGUCUAAAAUCCAUUGCGUCAUCCCACACUUUUCCCUGCCAGCUUCAGCAAGAAAACGGGCUUUGCCAAUCUCAUCCUACACUCUACAAUCAACCUUCCAAGUCGAGCAUCGUCAUUCUCAAUACCGCCUUCUACAUCGUCAAUAUCACCCCCACACAGCAAACACAGAUCACCAAACCCGCCUCUUCCCCGCAACCUCAAGACCGCAACCACAACCCAGCUCUUCCCUUUCCACCAAGUCCCCUUUCUCAACAUCACCACGAACCAUGUCCUCCGACGACGCCUACAUGUCCUUCCUGGACAAAGCCAACGAAGAUGUGAGCGGCAGCGCCCCGCAGCAAGGGGCCGGCACCGUCAAGACCGAGACCGUGCACAGCUCCCUGUCAGUCCCGAAGCCACUACAGUCCGUCGACGCAUACUACAUCUCCGAUACAGACGAGCCCUUCGAGCCAGUGGCAUUGAAGUGGGAUGGUGCAGCCAAGGGAGCGUGGCCUAGUGCUGACCAGCUCUCCUCCCUGAUCUCCCCAGAUACCGACCUGUCCCAGUCCAUCUCCAUUCUAUCCCCCUCCUCCUUCGACCCGAAGAAUCAGUACUCCACCGCCCUGGAUGCUGUCCGUGUUGCGGCUGUCGAGAAAGAUUCUGGUGCCGAUCAGUUGGCUGUUGAGCUGAAGGUCUACCGUGUUGAACAAACGAGUACUAAGAUCGAGUACUGGGUUCUGGCACUACAUGCGCCUGAGAGCCGUCUUGUCGGUUUGCGCGCUAAGGCUGUUGAGUCGUAG